Symbiodinium sp. CCMP2456 is the source of this 789-nucleotide messenger RNA. Lineage: Eukaryota; Dinophyceae; Suessiales; Symbiodiniaceae. The record is from the annotation of a GenBank genome assembly.
AUGAACGGUGCCAGCAACUUGACGCUCGACAUGGUUCUGAACCCGGGCACGAUUGUCAACACCGAGCGCGAUGUGAUCCUCCUGCGGGCCGAGCUCAAGGCGACGCCUGAGGAGGACACCGAGAAACGCAAAAAACUAGAGGACAAAAUCGAAGAGAAGCAGAUGAAGAUCGUCAACGAGAUGAAACUCGUUAUGACCGACAACCUCAAAUUGGAGUUUUUGGUGCAGGCCAUCUUGUCCAUUGUUGCUUUUGGCUUCAUGUGCUACGAUGCCUUCCCAUGGAUACCCGACCUUACCUGGGCCGGCAUCAACAAAGUCGGUUCCAAGUUGGCGAUCAAGCUCUUCGGCGUAUGGGGUCUUUGGCUCUUUACAGUGCCUGCCCUGCGUGCACGAAAGCCUGGUGGACCGUGGGGGAUGGGCUACGAGGAGAAACGGGCCCUGGACAUCUCCUUCCUUGUGUUGCCCUUUGUCUGCAUAUUCGCGCCCGUUCUCUUCAAGGAUGCAGCAGUCACCUACUGGCUGUCCCUGAUUACUUUGGUUGGGCUCUACGGGUGGAGCUUCAACACGCCUUUAGAAGAUGAGAGCAAGAUCCAACGUGGAGCAGGGCAGGACCUGAACCUGCCCGAGCCUGUGAUGUGGGCAAUCAAGGCCCUGGACUUCGGCACGGGCUCCGAGAGAGGUGCACGCUCAGAAGACAAAUCGUGGCAGGAUCAGCUGGCAGCCUAUGAGAAGGCUGCCGAGGAGCUGGCUGCAAAAAAAGCAAACAGGAUGGCUGAAAGCCCGAAGUGA